Molecule: messenger RNA, 1347 nt
Organism: Selaginella moellendorffii
Lineage: Eukaryota; Viridiplantae; Streptophyta; Lycopodiopsida; Selaginellales; Selaginellaceae
Exons: 4
Coding region: 323-1174 (283 amino acids)
Source: RefSeq, a predicted model, not a curated record
UCUCUCGAUCGAUCCAUUCCAUCGCGGAAGAAAAAUAACAGAGACCACAGUGAUACGUUUUAGUAGCGAGCGGAGAAAGGAAGAACACGGCCUUGUUCUUGCGCAAUCAAUUACUUACACAGGGAAAUAACGUGGUGGGGGAAUAUCCCAUGGAAUCGUCUUUAUCAAGAAAUGGAAGCAGAGUUUUAGGGCUCAGGGGUUCUCUUAUUGGGGUAUCUGGAGCGGGAUUUUGGAGAGAAUGUGAGCGCGCUCCUCGAUUCGGCGGGAGAAGGAGGAGCUGUGGAUCUCGCGGCGGCGGCGGCGGCGGCGAUUCUUGGCGGAGAUGGGCAACAAUCUCGAGAAGGUAUUCCGGGACGACGAGUAUGAGGUGACGCUGCGCAUCAAGAAGGUGGAUCACGGCGGCCGCGGGCAGCAGGCGAAUGGCGCUGCGAAUGGGAAUGCCGAGCAGACGCCCGCCGCGGAGGCAAUGCCCAAGUACGCGGUGCCCAACGGCGACAGCAGGGCGCGCAAGAGCGCCGACGACCGGUCGAUGCGAGCGCGCAAGAUUUUGAAGGUGGGGGCGCUGGACGAGGCGAAUUCGAGCGAUAGCGAGCAGCAGCAGCCGCUGGAGGAAGGGGCGACGCCGCGGACGGGGCGCUACGCUGGGAGGAAGACUUCGUGUAUGAAGUGGAGUAACUCCGGCCUGGACAUGAGCGUGCUAAAGUCACACCUCUCUCCAAAUUUCCAUGUGACUGUGCCGCCAGAGUUCGUUGCGAUGCACGGGAGCUUCUUCGAAAUCUCAAACGGCGUGCAGGGCAAGUCCCUGGAGAUCGAGGAGAUCACCAAGACGAGGUUCAAGUUUAAGAAGCAGCACUGGGCCCAGAUCGUCCACGAGCACAAUCUCCAGCUCAACGACACUGUGCACUUCGAGAUGGAGGGCAAGUCCAAGCUCCGGAUCGAAAAGGGUCACUCGCUCGCGCAGUACACUCCAGCGGAGCCGUCAGCGUCUCCACCUCCCUACCCAAACACAGGACCUGGCGGCGCUGAGCUCUACUCGCCGGGAGUAACAGAUUCGGCAGGAGCAGCAACAUCGGGAGCAGCAACACCAGCAGCAGCAGGAGUAGCAACAGCAACAGCAACAGCAGCAGCAGCAGCCGGGCCUGAAUCUUCCCCAGCAGAAGGCGUCGCGGCUUAAGAUUAAUUUCCGGUCAUCUUGGUGCUUUUUUUUCUUCGUUCUUCGUUUCCCUUUCUUCUCUGGAGACACUGUUCCUACAGAAAAUCACUUUCUUUGUAACCGAGGGCUCCAUAGAGCAUUGGUUUGUUGUAUUGUUAAACUUUCAAACAUUAUAUAAGUGUUUGUAUGGGGGA